Molecule: messenger RNA, 2134 nt
Organism: Salvelinus namaycush (lake trout)
Lineage: Eukaryota; Metazoa; Chordata; Actinopteri; Salmoniformes; Salmonidae
Product: trafficking protein particle complex subunit 9-like
Exons: 13
Coding region: 74-2134 (686 amino acids)
Cellular component (GO): trans-Golgi network
Source: RefSeq, a predicted model, not a curated record
GAAGAAGAGUUCAUUCAGGAAGCUCUGUUAAACGUUUCUGGUUCAAGAUAUAUCAAGAGUCCAUGAGAAGGAGAUGAGUAUCCCAGAUUACAUGCAGUGUGCUGAGGACCAUCAGACGGUCUUGGUGGUGGUCCAACCAGUGGGCAUCGUCCCCGAGGACGAAUUCUUCAGGAUCUACAAACGCAUUGCCUCUGUGGCCCAGGUGUCCAUCCGGGACUCCCAGAGGAACCUCUAUAUCCGUUACCGUCACCACUACCUCCCUGAGAACAACGAGUGGGGAGACUUCCAGACACACCGCAAGGUGGUGGGCCUCAUCUCCGUGACGACCUGUGGUUCGGCUAAAGAGUGGCCCCAAACGUCGGACCGUUUCCACAGCCAGAAGGAUGUGUUCGGAGCCACGCUGUACGACUCACGGCUCCUGGUGUUCGGGUUGCAGGGGGAGAUAGCAGAGCAGCAGAGGACGGAUGUGGCUUUCUACUCUAGCUAUGAUGACUGUCCCGAUGUGGAGAAGAGGGUGGAGGACUUUGUGGAGUCCAUCUUCAUUGUGCUGGAGUCCAAGAGGCUGGAUAGAGCCACAGACAAGUCUGGGGAUAAGAUACCACUGCUUUGUGUUCCCUUUGAGAAGAAAGACUUUGUGGGGCUGGACACUGAUAGCAGGCACUAUAAGAAGCGUUGCCAGGGCCGUAUGAGGAAGCACGUUGGGGACCUGUGUUUGCAGGCAGGCAUGUUGCAGGAUGCCCUGGUUCACUAUCACAUGGCAGUGGAGCUGCUCCGCUCCGUCAAUGACUUCCUGUGGCUCGGGGCUGCGUUAGAGGGCCUGUGUUCAGCCUCUGUUAUCUUCCACUACCCUGGAGGAACAGCAGGGAAGGCUUCUGGACGCGAACGCAGCCUGGCACAGGGCCAGGGCCAAGCAGCCGACGCAGGGAAGAGACACCGGCCAGGUGCACUCACAGCCAAUGGGAUCAGUGCAGACACCAGCAGUGAAAUCGGUCGGGCCAAGAACUGCCUGAGCCCUGAAGACAUCAUAGAGAAAUACAAGGAGGCCAUCUCCUACUAUGGCAAGUAUAAGAAUGCAGGCGUGAUAGAGCUGGAAGCGUGUGUGAAGGCAGUCAGGGUGCUAGCCAUUCAGAAGAGGGCCAUGGAGGCCUCAGAGUUCCUCCAGAAUGCUGUCUACAUCAACCUGGGACAGCUGUCUGAGGAAGAGAAGAUCCAGCGUUACAGCAUCCUCUCUGAGCUCUACCACCUGAUUGGUUUCCACCGUAAGUCAGCCUUCUUCAAGCGGGUAGCAGCCAUGCAGUGUGUGGCCCCCACCAUCCCAGAGCCUGGCUGGAGGGCCUGCUACAAGCUGCUGCUGGAGACCCUUCCUGGAUACAGCCUCUGCUUUGACCCCAAAGACUUCAGCAAAGGUCCCCACCGUGGCUGGGCGGCGGUACAGGUGCGUCUGCUCCAUGAGCUGGUGUACGCAUCCCGUCGUAUGGGAAACCCCGGCCUGUCCGUCCGCCACCUCUCCUUUCUGCUCCAGACCAUGCUGGACUUCCUCUCAGACCAAGAGAAGAAGGAGGUGACUCAGAGUCUGGAGAACUACACGUCUAAAUGUCCAGGAGGAAUGGAGGUUAUCACCCUGCCUGAUGGACUCAAACUGCCCCCAGUACCGUUAAGCAAGCUACCCAUCGUCAGGUACGUCAAUCGGAUUUUUAAAGCUCUUUUUCAGCAACAGUUGUCAGACGUGGUGGUGAACGGGAAACCAUGUGACUGUGACAUCAUCGCUGACUGUAAGGUGGGCGACGCUGUGCCAUUGGAGGUGAAACUGACCAAUCGUAGUAAGAACGCGGUCGGACCGUUCGCCCUGACCGUGGUUCCCUUCCAGGACUACCAGAACGGAGUUCAGAACUAUGACCUGCAGGACGCAGUCACCUUCAUAGGAUCUAACACCUUCUACAUAGACACGGUGAACCCCACAGAGAACUCUGUGUGUAUGGGAGCCCUCCUGUUCCUCUACACUGGAGAUUUCUACCUCAACAUCAAGUUUCAGGAUGACAGUGCUGGCCAGGGCAAGGAACUGCCCCCAUCCUGGUUCGGCCUGCCCAGCGUACACAUCAAAGCCCUGGAGGUGCCUAUCGAGGCUGGGGCAUAG